This is a messenger RNA of Mixia osmundae IAM 14324, 654 nucleotides long. RefSeq lists its product as uncharacterized. The record is from RefSeq and is a predicted model, not a curated record. The transcript has 4 exons. Bases 1 to 654 code for a protein of 217 amino acids. Lineage: Eukaryota; Fungi; Basidiomycota; Mixiomycetes; Mixiales; Mixiaceae.
AUGCCACGGCGCAAGCCAGCUCGCUAUGUGCCCGUGCCUGCAUCACUCAAGAAGGCCAUCACGAGAUCGUCAGGCCUGAUCACAGAGGACCUCAUCCUUCUUCGCCGCAUCAUCUACAAGAGCACGAACCAGUACCGCCAUUUUGCCUGGUGGAGACGGAUAGAACAAGUUUGCAAGCUAGCCUCGAGGAUGGAGAGGGAACUGAGGUUCUGCAUCGUCGACUUUGAUGCGCCCCCGCCAAUCUCGGAAAUAUCCGUCAAGCUCGGAGGUGCAUGCCUGGACGCCUGUAGACAGCACGCAAAGACAGCCCUGAGGCUGGCAGACAAGCUUCAUCAAGUCAAUGAGCUGGCUUAUGCAGAUCUCCAGCAAGUCAUCAACACACGCUAUUUUGUUCAGCUCGCAGCCGUCUUGCUCGCCAUCCUCGCCCGCUUCGAGAUAGUCACAAAGACGCUCGCGCUCGAUCUCGCGCGACUCGGGGACACGCUUGCCUCGCCUGCCGCAGCCAUCCUACCCAGUCUUCAGCCUAGGCCUGUCCCCAAGCCGCAAACGCAAGCGGCAACCAGCCAACCUGCUGUAGUCAGACGACGUGCAGUCAAGCCAAAGCCAACACCAGAAGCGAGCAAGAAUGAGAUCGAUGACAUCUUUGGCAGCUGA